Molecule: messenger RNA, 2903 nt
Organism: Drosophila navojoa
Lineage: Eukaryota; Metazoa; Arthropoda; Insecta; Diptera; Drosophilidae
Product: mediator of RNA polymerase II transcription subunit 25
Biological process (GO): positive regulation of transcription by RNA polymerase II
Cellular component (GO): mediator complex; transcription regulator complex
Source: RefSeq, a predicted model, not a curated record
AUACACUCCAAGCAUACCGAUAAGCCAUAAAAGGUGGCGAUAUGGGCAAAGACAACAGCUAAAUUAAUAGUUUUUAAUAUCACUCAAAUAACGUACAAAACAUGGAGGUGGAUCAACACACUUUGGCCGAUGUGGUGUUCGUGAUAGAAAGCAGUGCUAUUAAUGGAGCCUACUUGAACGAACUGAAAACGAACUACAUUUUGCCCACACUGGAACACUUUACACAGGGGUCCAUUGAUGAACGCGAAUUUCUGAUUGCCGAACGCUAUGCGACCCUCUACGGCAUUGUCACAUAUCGCACCGCCUCGAAUCUCCUGGAGCCAGUGUGUACCACAUACGGCCCAUUUGUGCAGCCCCAGAAGGUGAUUGAGACAAUUGAACGUCUGCCGCUGGUCGGUGGCGGCAUGGAAUCGCAUGCCCACAUGGCCGAGGGAUUUGCUGCUGCCCAUGGAUGUUUCGACGAGAUCAGCGAACAGCGCCACAUUAUGGAGCAGGGCAAUAUACAGCGCCACUGCAUAUUGAUAUGCAACAGUCCGCCUUACCAGAUGUCCGUCAAUGAAUCCUGGAAGUACAAGGGAAAGUCGUGUGAACAGCUGGCGGCCUUAUUCAAUGAGCGUAAAAUCAAUUUAUCCAUCAUUGCGCCGCGAAAAAUGCCAGUGCUGUUCAAGCUGUUCAUAAAGGCCGACGGCGACCAGCCUAUAACGACCAAAAACUAUGCCAAGAACAUUCGGCACUUGGUGCUGCUGAAGGGCUACAGCCUAAAGGAGCGUGCGCCCAGUCCCAACAGCAUGUCCGUGGGUGGCUCGGCUGCAGCUCAACAUCAAAUGGGAGCUCCACAGGCACAGCAAACAGCAGUGCAGGUGAUGAACAAUAAUCCGAAUGGCCAACAGCCAGGUCAGGUGCUGAACAUGCCAAUGGACACAACGCCUGCACAGCAGCAGCAACCGGGUGGUGGACCACAGCAGCAGCAAGUGAUGACCAUGAAUGCGAUGCAGCAGCAACAGCAACAGCAACAACAACAGUCCCAACAACAGCCUGGUGUCAUGACGCCACAGCAGCAGCAGCAACUGAUGCAACAACAGCAACAACAAUUUGUUCCCAAUCAAAUGCAAAAUGCAAACUUCCAGACAAACGUUGUACCAGGUCAAAAUCGCUGGCUGUAUCCCAAUCAGCCCGGACAGCGUCCUGCCUUCAUGCAAACCCCGGGCAACAAUAUGCCGUUGCAGCAAGCCCAGAAUCCCAAUUCGGCCUUGAUUUCCCGUAUAAAUGCGCCACCUAAUCAAACGGUCAACUCAUUGCAGCAGCAACAGCUGCAACAGCAACAGCAGCAGCAGCAACAACAACGAUUGCAAAUGAUAAACCAUCAGCAAUUCAAUCAGCUGCAGCAGCAACUGGCGCAGCAACAACAACAGCAGCAGCAGCAACAACAGCAGCAGCAACAACAACAACAACAGCAGCAGCAACAGCAUCCACAACAGCAGGUGAAUCCUAAUGCCAAUACCAAUAUGUUGCCAACUGUUGGUAGUGCUGCUAAUCAGCAACUACAACAGCAACAACAGCAGCAGCAGCAGCAACAGCAGCAGCAACAACAACAACAGCAGCAGCAGCAACAACAGCAGCAGCAACAGCCACAAGAGCAAUCAUCGUUACGUGAAAAAAUCUGGACCGGCGUCCUCGAAUGGGCGGAGAAGGCCAAAAACGAUCAGCAAAAGAUUCCUCAUUCGCUGCAGUGCACCGUUUGCACUAACAUUAAGGAUGGCGAGCCUGAGAUCAAAGCGGACAAUUGGCCGCCCAAGCUACUUAUGCAGCUAAUGCCAAAGCAUCUUGUGGGCAACAUUGGAGGUCAGUUUCUCAAGGACUCCAAAAUGGUGGUAUUUCGUCCAGCGCCAGGCGAGGCUCUCGACGCUUUGGCCAAAAUGAUGACCACCGGUUAUGCUGGCUGCGUUCACUUUUCGGCGCUGCCCAAUACGCCCGCCUGCGACAUCAAAGUGCUCAUCCUGCUAUAUACGGCCGAUCGCAAUGCGUUCCUUGGCUUCAUACCUAACAAUCAGACCAUGUUCGUGGAGCGCCUGCGCAAGGUGAUACAGCAGAAGCAGUCGCACGGUAAUAUGCAGCAGCAGCAACAAAUGCCGCCGCAGCAGCAAAUGCAGCAAAUGAUGCAGCAGCAGGGCAAAUCGCCUAUGGAACUGCAACAGCAGCAACAACAGCAACAGCAGCAGCAACAACAAAUGCAGCAGGACAAUUCGCAGCAGCAACAGCCACAUUACAAUCAAUAUGCACAGCUCAAUAUGCAAAUGGGCGGCGCGCCUGGGGGCAAUGGAGGUGGCGGCAUGCCCAUGCAGCCCCAGAUGCAAAUGAACAUGAUGCAGCAGCAGCAACAACAGCAGCAGCGCAUGCCAUUGGGUGUGCCUGUAGCGAAUCCCAACCUGCAACAGCAACUGCAACAACAGGUGCCGCAACAGCAACAGCAGCGCAUGGUACGUCCUAUGCUUGGCAACAACAAUCCGGGACUACGGCAGCUACUACAGCAUCAAACGCCCGGAAAUCAAUUUCGUCCCCAAAUGGGCGGACAGCCAAAUCAGAUGGGCGCCGGCGGGCCCAUGGUUGGCAAUCGCAACUUUGACGAUGGCAGCUAUGAUUUUAUGUAAAAUUUUAAUAUGUUCUAGUAUAUAUACAUAGAUAUACAUUGUCGUUCAGUAUCAGUAUCAGUCUACCCCUUCUCCUCAACAAAACUUGUUUGUAUAUUGUCAAGUCUGUCUCUCCCUCUGGAGCUCUUCUCUCUAAAGACAUUGUGUAAUCAAAGACUCAUAUCGACGCAUAUACAUAUAUCUAUUUAAUAUAAAUGAUUUUAUUUUAGUACGUGCCCAUUCAAAUACAACUGUAUUAAAUGCGUCUAAAGCAAA